AUGGCUGCACAUUCUAUCGAAGAACUGUUCCCCUUCCAAGGGUUGCUCCCCAAAGAGGAGACCGGCGCUGCGUCUUAUCUCACUAGGUUCCCCGAUUACGAUGGACGGGGUGUUCUCAUCGCUAUCCUCGACACUGGCGUGGACCCAGGGGCCCCGGGCAUGCUGACCACGACGGAGGGGAAGCCAAAGAUCGUUGACAUCAUCGAUACGACGGGCAGCGGAGAUGUCAACAUGGCAACGGUGGUGGAACCUAAAGACGGGGCGGUGACUGGGCUCUCCGGGAGGACGCUCAAGAUCCCUCAUACCUGGGUUAAUCCAUUAGGAAAGUACCACAUUGGGAUCAAAAAUGGAUAUGAGUUGUUCCCUAAAGCUCUCAGAGAGAGAAUCCAGAAAGAGCGAAAGGAGAAAAUGUGGGAUCCAGCACACAGAGCAGCUCUGGCUGAAGCUAGUCACCGGGCAGAGCAGUUUGACAUUGCUCACCCCUCCCCCUCACAGGCUGAGGGUCACAGUCAGGAGGUAUUGUUCACAGAUGUCCACUUCAGACCAGGGCAGAUAAGACGACACUUCAUCACUGUUCCACAGGGAGCCUCCUGGGCAGAGAUAACAUUGACGUCUCAGAGUGGUGAUGUGUCCUCUAAGUUUGUCCUCCAUGUGGUCCACCUGGUGAAGCAGAGAGCUUACAGAGCCAACGAGUUCUACAAGUUCUCCUCUCUGCUGGAGAAGAGCUCCCUGACUGAGGCCUUCCCUGUCCUGCCAGGGUGGACGGUAGAGUUGUGUAUCGCCAGGUGGUGGGCAAGCCUUGGUGACGUCACCGUUGACUACAGUAUCUCCUUCCACGGCCUGACCACCUCCCCGUCACCUCUACACAUACAUGCAUCAGAAGGUGUGACUAGUUUUGAGGUGUCCUCUCCUCUGAGGUACGAAGAUGUUUCUCCUAGCGUCACCCUGAAGAGCUGGGUCCAGCCACUCAGACCUCUGAGUUCUAAGACCAAGGCUCUGGGUCACAGAGAUGUUCUCCCCAACAACAGACAGCUCUAUGAGAUCAUCCUCACCUACAGCUUCCACCAGCCUAAGUCAGGAGAGGUGACCCCCAGCUGUCCAGUACUGUAUGAGCUGCUGUAUGAAUCAGAAUUUGACUCUCAGCUCUGGAUGCUGUUUGACCAGAACAAGAGACUACUGGGCUCUGGAGACGCCUACCCACACCAGUACUCUCUCAAACUAGAGAAAGGCGACAACACGGUGCGUCUGCAGGUGCGUCAUGAGCAGGCCAGUGAGCUGGAGCGUCUGAAGGACCUUCCGUUUGUGGUGUCCCACCGUCUGUCCACUGCUCUGACCCUGGAUGUGUAUGAGUCUCACCGCGCUGCUCUCGUGGCUAAGAAGAAGACCAACCUCCUGACCCUCACCCCUGGAGCUAUUCAGCCUUUUUAUGUUACAGCCCUGCCUGACGACAAGGUUCCUAAAGGAACGUGUCCAUGAUGCUAUCUGACUGGCUCCCUGGUCGUGCCUAAGGGAGAGUACGGCAAGAAAGCAGACAUUGUGCCAGUGGUCUACCACCUGAUCCCUGCACCAAACAAGGAGAAGGAGAAUGAGGGAGAGAAGGAGAAGGAGGGAGCGAAGGAGAAGGAUGUGAAGCAGGAGUUUGCAGAGGCUCUCAGAGACCUGAAGAUCCAGUGGAUGACCAAGUUAGACACCAGCUCCCUGUAUGAUGAACUGAAGGACAACUUCUCUUCUUAUCUGCCACUACAUGUUCAGAGGCUGCACCAGCUAGACUCUGAGAAGGAGCGUUUGAUGCGCCUGGGUGACAUCGUGACGGCCUCUGAUAUGGUUCUGUCUCGGAUCGACCAGACUGCCCUGGCGGUCUACCUCACCAUAAAGACCGACCCUCGCCCCGACGCUGCCACCAUCAAGAGUGACAUGGAGAAGCAGAAAUCUUCCCUGCUGGAUGCUCUGUGCCCUGGCUGACCUGGUGCUGCUGCCUGCUACAACCCAGGACGGGGCUGGGGAAGCUGGGGAGGGGGAGGCUAGGGAGGGGGGUGGAGACCGGGGAGAGACUGGGGCUGGAGAGACUGGGGCUGGAGAGGGGGAGGUGACCAGCUCUGACGACGCCCAACAGGGCAGGGCCAAAGACUUGACCGACACCUUCUGGGAGCUGCAGAAGUGGGUGGAGCUAACUGACUCUAAGGUGUUGACGUUCUCCUACAAACAUGCACUAGUGAAUAAGAUGUACGGCAGAGCCCUGAAGUAUGCCUCCAAGAUCGUAGAAGACAAACCCAGUAAAGAGAACUUGAAGAACUGCAUCCAGCUAAUGCGGUCCUUGGGCUGGAUGCACUGUGCCACUUUCACAGAGAACUGGCUGCCCAUCAUGUACCCUGCCGACUACACUCCCUUCUAG
Messenger RNA from Coregonus sp. 'balchen', 2392 nucleotides. Lineage: Eukaryota; Metazoa; Chordata; Actinopteri; Salmoniformes; Salmonidae. The record is from the annotation of a GenBank genome assembly.